AUGAGCCCCGGGGAGCGCGCGGGCGGCGGCGGCGGCGGCGGCCGGGACGACGCGCGCAAGGGCGGCCCGGCGGGGGGCGGCGGGGGGCGCCCGGCCACGGCGGCGGCGUCGGCGGGCAGCGCGCUGUGCCUGCUGCUGUCGGUGGGCUCGGCCGCCGCCUGCCUGCUGCUGGGGGUCCAGGCGGCCGCGCUGCAGGGCCGGGUGGCGGCGCUCGAGGAGGAGCGCGAGCUGCUGCGCCGCGCGGGGCCGCCGGGCACCCCGGCCGCCUGGGCCGAGCCGCACCUGGAGCGCCUGCUGCGCGAGAAGUUGGAUGGAAUUGUCAAGGUCCGGACUGUUCGAGAAGCCCCAUCAGAGUGUGUCUGCCCCCCAGGUGUCCCUGGACGGCGUGGCAAGCCUGGAAGAAGAGGCGAUCCUGGUCCUCCUGGGCAAUCAGGACGAGAUGGCUACCCGGGACCUCUGGGUCUGGAUGGCAAGCCCGGACUUCCAGGCCCCAAAGGGGAAAAGGGUGCACCAGGAGACUUUGGCCCCCGGGGAGACCAAGGGCAAGAUGGAGCUGCAGGGCCUCCAGGACCCCCUGGACCACCUGGGGCUCGUGGCCCUCCUGGUGACACAGGGAAAGAUGGCCCUAGGGGGACUCAAGGUCCAGCGGGUCCCAAGGGACAGCCUGGACAAGAUGGCCAGAUGGGCCCUCAGGGACCCCCAGGACCCAAGGGUGAUGAUGGGACACCCAGCCAGCCAGGACCCCCUGGACUCCCAGGGCCCAAGGGCGAGCCUGGGAGUGUGGGACCCCAAGGAGAGAGCGGCAUGGACGGUGCCCCAGGACCAAAGGGAGAGCCCGGCCACCCAGGUACUGAAGGAGCCGCGGGCCCCCGGGGUCCCCAGGGCCUCAAAGGCGAGCAAGGAGACACAGUGGUGAUUGACUACGAUGGCAGGAUCUUGGAUGCCCUGAAGGGUCCUCCUGGGCCGCAGGGAGCCCCAGGACCACCAGGGGUGCCUGGAGCCAAGGGUGAGCUCGGAUUGCCUGGCGCCCCAGGACUCGAUGGAGAGAAGGGUCCCAAAGGACCAAAAGGAGACCCAGGAGAGCCUGGUCCGGCUGGAGCCAAAGGGGAAGCUGGCGAGAUGGGCUUGUCAGGCCUCCCGGGUGCUGAUGGCCCCAGGGGAGAGAAGGGAGAGUCAGCCUCGGAGAGCCUGCAAGAAAGAAUGGCCCAGAUCAUAGUGGAGCCAGGACCCCCCGGACCCCCCGGCCCUCCAGGUCCCAUGGGCCUUCAGGGGAUCCAAGGUCCCAAGGGCUUGGACGGAGCAAAAGGAGAGAAAGGUGCCCCGGGCGAGAGAGGACCUCAUGGCCUUCCUGGACCUGUUGGCCCUCCGGGCCUUAUUGGGCUGCCAGGAACCAAAGGAGAAAAGGGCAGACCUGGGGAGCCAGGACUCGAUGGUUUCCCGGGACCCCGAGGAGAGAAAGGUGACCGGAGUGAGCGUGGAGAGAAGGGGGAACGGGGCGUCCCCGGCCGGAAAGGAAUGAAGGGUCAGAAGGGAGAGCCAGGCCCACCAGGCCUGGACCAGCCAUGUCCUGUGGGCCCCGACGGGCUGCCUGUACCUGGAUGCUGGCAUAAGUGAUCUUAAGACACAGCUCACAACCUGUACAGAUCCGUGUGGACUUUUUCUUUUAAUUUUUGUAAAAAUGAAACAGUAAUAUAUUGAUCUUCUUUCGUGGGACAUGCCACCUGUGGCCUGUGACAUUGAAUGGUGUCACCCAGCCCCAGAGGAUCAGCCUGUAAAGCUGGCAGGAAAGCCGAUGGGCAGUCUGGGGGACUGUGUACUUGAGGGGCUACACCAGGCUUGGCUCUCCCAGGAGACGAAGGUGAAGAGGGCGAGGCUGGAAAGACGCCGGGUUGGACGCUCCAGUCACCUGAUUAGCAGACGCACAGCUGGCCCUACCGGUGCUGUCCCCUGAAGUCUCACGCUCCUGGGCGCUUUCUAGCCAGCGAGCCUCACUUUGGACAGUGGCAGCAGCUGCACUGGCCUCUCCAGCCCCCAGACUCAGCCAUCGCCAAGUGCGCCCGGAACCAUGGGUUCACCGGGGCAGCACAAGACUCUCACCCAGCACUUGAAGAAGAGGCAAGUGGAAAGCACCCGGAGAAGGCCUACCUUUCUCCCUCCCUAAGUCCUGGAAGCCAGCAGGCCUGCGUCCUGUGGCCUUGAGAAGGGUCUGAGCUCUGGGUCUGAGCUCUGUGAUGGCCGUGACAGCAGGGGACCCAGCAAUCCCUGAGUGCGUACAUGGACGGUCCUAGACUGCACCGGCUGCUACUUCCUGUCUCUGUCACACCGCCCAGGGCAGGGACAGGAAGAGACCUGGCCAGCCCUGAGAAGACGCAUCUGUGGUUCAGAGCUUGAGGUCUCACUGGCCCAGAACACUGGUAAAAGGGGGCUCUGGAUGAGUUGAACAGAUCAGGCUGGUCCCUGCUGAAGCAGGAGGCCUGCCACAGGUGUGCAUAUGCACACACGUGUGCGGGCACACGCACACGCAGACACACACACACUGUACCCUGACACACAGGUUCCCAUCUUACAAACAUCCUCAGUAGCCAACUGCAUCCCAACUCCUUGUCUCCACUCUCUACGUAGGCUGUGUAAUAAACCACAAAUGUGUGUCCAGGUGUGCCUGUCCUUGAAGUGCCCAGGGCACCCGUGACUCAAGUUUCAUCCUGGCUGUUGUGGGGUGCAGAGAGGAAACAGGGGAACUGUCUAGGGCAGGGCCAUGCCAGAAACCAGAGGUUGUCGGGACAGAGAUCAAAGGGGAGUUAGAAGGAUACAGGUUCGAGGCCUGGUCCUACCACAUGCCAGCAGUGUCCUCGGGCCGGUGACUUCCCGUCAGGCAGUCCCUG
Perognathus longimembris pacificus (Pacific pocket mouse) is the source of this 2882-nucleotide messenger RNA. It is a transcript of the gene Col23a1, whose product is annotated as collagen type XXIII alpha 1 chain. The record is from RefSeq and is a predicted model, not a curated record. The transcript is spliced from 28 exons. NCBI's taxonomy places the organism in Eukaryota, Metazoa, Chordata, Mammalia, Rodentia, Heteromyidae. The coding region runs from base 1 to 1614 and encodes 537 amino acids.